Molecule: messenger RNA, 2493 nt
Organism: Oncorhynchus keta (chum salmon)
Lineage: Eukaryota; Metazoa; Chordata; Actinopteri; Salmoniformes; Salmonidae
Gene: etnppl
Product: ethanolamine-phosphate phospho-lyase
Exons: 13
Coding region: 111-1595 (494 amino acids)
Cellular component (GO): mitochondrion
Molecular function (GO): ethanolamine-phosphate phospho-lyase activity; transaminase activity; pyridoxal phosphate binding
Source: RefSeq, a predicted model, not a curated record
GUGUGCGUGCGUGUGCCUGCGUGGGUCCGUUGCAACGCAAUUUCUGGACUGACAAAACGGAGAUAAAUGAGGGACAACUGAUCAUUUUCUCUGAAUGAAAGAACGCCAGGAUGUCAGCAGAAAUGUUUCCUAAGGAGAAGACCAUCGAUCUUCGGAAAAAGCACAUUGGUCCAUCAUGUAAGGUGUUCUUCAGCCAUGAUCCCAUCAAGAUUGUGCGGGCCAAAGGCCAGUACAUGUAUGACGAGAAUGGUGUGCGAUACUUGGACUGCAUCAACAACGUUGCACACGUGGGUCACAGUCACCCAAUGGUGGUGAAGGCUGGGGCUGAACAGAUGGAACUACUGAAUACUAACUCACGCUUCCUGCAUGAUAACCUUGUCCAGUACGCCCAGAGGCUGCAGGCUACUCUACCUGAAAAGCUCUCUGUUUGCUACUUUGUCAACUCAGGCUCUGAAGCCAACGACCUGGCACUCAGACUGGCCUGGGAGUACACAGGCCACAAAGACGUCAUAACGUUGGACAAUGCCUAUCACGGCCACGUGUCAUCGCUCAUUAACAUCAGCCCUUAUAAAUUUCACCAGCUGGCCAAUGCAGAGCAGAGCAAAUCUGUUCACGUGGCUCUGAGCCCUGACCUCUACAGAGGCAACUAUAGACAAGACCAUCCAGACCCCGCUACAGCAUAUGCAGAUGACGUCAACAAUCUUAUACAGAAAGCCCAUGAGAAAGGACACAAGGUUGCUGCUUUUAUUGCAGAGUCGCUGCAGAGUUGUGGUGGGCAAGUCAUUCCCCCUGCAGGCUACUUCCAGAAAGUGGCACAACAUGUUCACCAGGCUGGUGGCCUAUUCAUCGCUGACGAGGUGCAGGUGGGAUUUGGCCGUGUUGGCACCCACUUCUGGGCCUUCCAGCUACAGGGAGAAGACUUUGUGCCUGACAUUGUCACCAUGGGCAAACCCAUCGGCAACGGGCACCCCAUGUCAUGUGUGGUCACCACAAGAGAGGUAGCAGAGGCCUUCAAGAACUCUGGCAUGGAGUACUUCAACACGUUUGGCGGUAACCCUGUGUCCUGUGCCAUCGGCCUUGCUGUGCUGGACGUGAUUGAGAAAGAGGAUCUCCAAGGCAACGCGCUGCGAGUGGGGGGCUACCUGAUGCGACUGCUGGAGCAGCAGAAAGAGAAGCAUCCACUAGUGGGUGAUAUCAGGGGUCGUGGCCUGUUUGUUGGGGCGGAGCUUGUGAGAGAUCGGGUGAAACUGACCCCUGCUACAGCGGAAGCUCAGGACAUCAUUUACAAACUGAAGGAACAACACAUCCUACUAAGUGCAGAUGGUCCUCAUCGCAAUGUCCUCAAGUUCAAACCACCCAUGUGCUUCUCUGAGGAGGACGCCGACAUGGUCGUGGAAAAGAUUGACCAGAUUCUCACAGACAUUGAGAAGGCGUUGGGGUUACAAAUGCCCUCCACAGUACAUACAGAGAAUGGAAGCCAUAAGAGAAAUGUUCAACCUGAGGAAAACGGAUGUCAUCAUUCAAAUGGAAUAGGCCAUAGCCGUGAUACGUCUCAACAGCAUGCCUCUCAGCAAAACAAAAGGCUGAGGCCUUAAUGGACUUGUGGAGUUUUGCUACUGUCUUAUAAGUCCUGAAUAGUGUGCCCUGCACACUUACAUGUUUCAAUGGAUAAAGGAAGCGACUUCAUUCUCAAACCUAUAAUUACUUUUUGUAACCAUUUAUAAUAUGUUAGUUACACAUUGAUGUUAUAAUCCUAAUCUCAGGUUACUUUGAAAUGUGAUUGGAAAUUUGGCCAGGCAUGUAUAAGGGCCUGCUGUUCCUCUGUAUACAGACAAAUGCAGAUGAACUAGAAACCCAGAUUGACAGUGAGGAACAAACUUAAUGUGCUAAUGUCCAGGAUGUCUUUAGAGUCAUGCAUUGAUCCCUCACUGUGACUUCAUAUUAAAUAGUAAAUGACAAUGAUUACAAAUGCUAACUUUUUCAAAGUAUCAUUAUGAAAUAUAAAGAACAUGCCUACUGAAAAGACUAUAAAGUAGUAUUGGCCAUUGUCAUGUUGUUGCCCACAUUUAGAGGUUCUUCAAUGAAAGCGUUGUUCUACAAAAAUGUCAAAUAAACAAUGCAGACAGAGGGAAGGGAAUUGUUUAUCUUUGUGUCUAGCAGCCUCUUAUGUACAUUGAAAGAAAAUGCUGAGGAGCAGAGUUGGCUACACAGAAACCUUGGACAAUACAUGGUACACUGCUAUGCUAAUUGUGGCAAGAACAAGUACCAAAAACACUUAGUUAAUAGCCCAGGCGUUUAUUUGCUUAAAUCACGGAACACAACAGGCGCUUAUUAGAGACAGGCUUCUAUUUUAGCUUUUGCUCAUUUGUAUAGUUAAUUGUUUAAUACCAGAUUUUCUUGUACUAAUAUGUUAUAAUUUGCACACGGUGUCACAUUUCUUUUGUCUUAGUAUGCCUGUAUAAAAUAAAAUACAACUUUUCCUUGACAGGAUAA